AUGAGUCUCAAGACUCUCGCUAUCACAGCCAGCCUUGGAGCUCUCGGGCUGGCCAACCCAUUCCCCAGUCCCUACGCCAAGAACACUACCUACUACAACCCCAUCAUUCCAGGUUUUCAUCCAGAUCCUAGCUGCAUCUUUGUGAAAGAAUGGGACAACACUUUCUUCUGCGCCUCUUCGUCAUUCAUCGCCUUUCCGGGCAUGCCCAUUCACGCAAGCAAGGAUCUCGUGAACUGGAAACUUGUCAGUCACGUCCAGAGUAGACCGUCACAAUUCCCGGGAGCUGGCAAUAUCACUCGAGCGGGUGGGGGUUGGUAUGCUCCGACGAUACGCUAUCACCAGGGCACUUUCUAUGUCAUAAAUGUUGACGUUGAUGCCGCGACUGGUGGCUCCGGUAUCUUCACGACCAAGAACCCAUAUGACAACGAUGCCUGGAGCGAUCUUCUCGAGGUCGAGAUUGGUGGCUAUGACCCUGACCUCUUCUUCGACAAAAGCGGUACCAUCUAUUCGCAGGCUGCAAUCACAAUCCUUGGCGAUCCAUUCACGACCGAUAUCGAGCAGUUCACUAUUGACCUUCCAUCCGGGAAUUCCACACCGCGCCAUUUUCUAUCCAACGGCACAGGUGUGCAACCUCCAGAAGGACCUCACAUGUACUACAAAGACGGAUACUAUUGGUUACUGCUAGCGCAAGGCGGCACAGCUCUGGACCACCAGGUCACGAUCUCUCGAUCAAAGUCACCAUCUGGUCCAUGGGAGCUCGAUCCAUCAAACCCAAUCCUGACUGCAAUCAACACAACCUCUCUCUUCCAAACAGUAGGCCACGCCGACCUCUUCCAAGACGCCGCCGGUAAUUGGUGGGGAGUAGCCCUAUCCACCCGCUCUGGACCAGCCUACAUUAAUUGGCCCAUGAACCGCGAGACCGUCCUCUAUCCAGUCUCAUGGCCUACAGGUCAAUGGCCUGUCCUCCAACCUGUACGAGGCAAGAUGUCCGGACCUCUCCCGCCUCGUAAUAUCAACAUUCCAGGUACCGGACCCUUCGUCAAGGAUCCCGAUCACUAUACCUUCCCACCCGGCUCAUCACUCCCACGCCACUUUACGUACUGGCGCUUCCCCAAAACCCAGAACUAUUUUGUCUCGCCAGCUGGCCACUCAAACACCCUCCGCCUCAUCCCCUCCAAUUCCAACUUGACUGAGUUUGACACCUUUGAUCCUCGCGCCGGCAAAACGUUCAUUGGCCGCCGUCAAACAGAUACACUCUUCACAUACACCAUCGACAUGUCCUUCACGCCACAGCACAGCGGCGAAGAGGCCGGCGCCACCAUCUACCUACGGCAAGAACGCCAUGCUGAAAUUGGUGUCGUGAACCUCAACGGCACGACUCACCUGCGCUUCCGAGCUGAAGGGCCCGAUGCUCCGGCUACAGUGACGAAGCCCAUUCCCAACUCUUGGUGCGAAGGGAUAAGCUUCGAGAUCAAGGCCUUUAACUUCACGCACUACUCUCUUUCUGCAGGCGCACGUGGAGGACGAUUGGAGACAUUUGCGCAGGUCAACAAUUCUUUGCUAUCUUUGGAGUUCACAGGCAAGUCGACCAUUCCGUCAAGGACUCACGUCAAACCCAUUGGUCAAGGCCAGGCGAUCGACGACGGACAGUACUACCCCAGCAACAAAGGGCCAACCGUAUAG
Messenger RNA from Recurvomyces mirabilis, 1683 nucleotides. RefSeq lists its product as uncharacterized. Gene Ontology annotation, molecular function: hydrolase activity, hydrolyzing O-glycosyl compounds. The record is from RefSeq and is a predicted model, not a curated record. Lineage: Eukaryota; Fungi; Ascomycota; Dothideomycetes; Mycosphaerellales; Teratosphaeriaceae. Bases 1 to 1683 code for a protein of 560 amino acids. Gene Ontology annotation, biological process: carbohydrate metabolic process. The transcript has 2 exons.